Messenger RNA from Ornithorhynchus anatinus (platypus), 12439 nucleotides. It is a transcript of the gene NF1, whose product is annotated as neurofibromin 1. The transcript has 61 exons. NCBI's taxonomy places the organism in Eukaryota, Metazoa, Chordata, Mammalia, Monotremata, Ornithorhynchidae. Gene Ontology annotation, biological process: regulation of GTPase activity. The record is from RefSeq and is a predicted model, not a curated record. Bases 50 to 8749 code for a protein of 2899 amino acids.
UCCCGGCUCCCCUCAGCCCGCAGCCGCCGCCCGGGCCCGCGGGAAGGACAUGGCCGCGCACAAGCCGGUGGAGUGGGUCCAGGCCGUGGUGAACCGCUUCGACGAGCAGCUUCCAAUAAAAGCCGGACAGCAGAGCACGCACACCAAAGUCAGUACUGAACACAACAAGGAGUGUCUUAUCAACAUUUCUAAAUACAAGUUUUCUUUGGUUAUAAGUGGUCUCACCAAUAUAUUAAAAAAUGUUAAUAAUAUGAGAAUAUUUGGAGAAGCUGCCGAAAAGAAUUUGUAUCUCUCUCAAUUGAUUAUAUUGGAUACACUGGAAAAAUGUCUUGCCGGGCAACCAAAGGACACCAUGCGAUUGGAUGAGACUAUGCUGGUCAAGCAGUUGCUGCCGGAAAUCUGCCAUUUUAUCCACACCUAUCGGGAAGGAAACCAACAUGCAGCUGAGCUGCGGAAUUCUGCCUCGGGAGUUCUCUUCUCUCUCAGCUGUAAUAACUUCAAUGCAGUCUUCAGCCGUAUUUCCACCAGGUUACAGGAGCUGACUGUGUGCUCAGAAGAUAAUGUUGAUGUCCAUGAUAUAGAAUUGUUACAGUACAUCAAUGUGGACUGUGCAAAGCUGAAGCGACUGCUGCAGGAAACAGUAUUUAAGUUUAAAGCCCUUAAGAAAGUAGCUCAGCUGGCAGUUAUAAACAGUCUGGAAAAAGCAUUUUGGAACUGGGUAGAGAACUAUCCUGAUGAAUUUACAAAGUUGUACCAGACUCCCCAGACAGACAUGGCUGAUUGUGCCGAAAAGUUGUUUGACUUGGUGGAUGGUUUUGCUGAAAGCACGAAACGUAAAGCAGCAGUUUGGCCAUUGCAAAUCAUUCUUCUUGUCCUGUGCCCAGAAAUAAUCCAAGAUAUAUCCAAGGAUGUGGUGGAAGAAACCAAAAUAAAUAAGAAGUUGUUUCUGGAAAAUCUCAGAAAAGCACUCGCUGGCCAUGGUGGAAGUAGGCAACUGACUGAAAGUGCUGCUAUUGCUUGUGUCAAAUUGUGCAAAGCAAGUACCUACAUCAACUGGGAAGAUAACUCUGUCAUUUUCCUAUUAGUACAGUCCAUGGUGGUAGAUCUUAAGAACCUGCUGUUUAAUCCAACUAAACCCUUCUCAAGAGGCAAUCAGAAUGCAGAUGUGGAUCUAAUGAUUGACUGUUUAGUUUCUUGUUUUCGCAUAAACCCUCACAACAACCAACACUUUAAGAUCUGCUUGGCCCAGAGUUCUCCAUCCACAUUUCAUUACGUGCUGGUAAAUUCACUCCAUCGAAUCAUCACAAAUUCUGCUCUGGAUUGGUGGCCCAAGAUUGAUGCGGUGUACUGCCAUUCAGUUGAACUCCGCAGCAUGUUCGGUGAAACGCUUCACAAAGCAGUGCAGGGCUGUGGAGCCCAUCCAGCAAUACGAAUGGCCACGAUGCCAACCAGUCACUGUUUUGCAUGGCAGUGGGCUUCUGUGGCUAGUCUUACAUUCAAAGAAAAAAUGACAAGUCUUAAAUUUAAAGAAAAACCUACAGACUUGGAAACAAGAAGUUAUAAAUAUCUCCUGUUGUCCAUGGUGAAACUAAUCCAUGCCGAUCCAAAGCUGUUGCUCUGUAAUCCGAGGAAACAAGGGCCCGAAACCCAGGGCAGCACAGCAGAGUUAAUCACAGGACUUGUCCAGCUUGUUCCCCAGUCAAACAUGCCAGAAAUAGCCCAAGAAGCCAUGGAGGCUUUGUUGGUUCUUCAUCAAUUAGAGAGUAUUGAUUUAUGGAAUCCUGAUGCACCUAUAGAAACAUUUUGGGAGAUUAGUUCGCAAAUGCUUUUUUACAUCUGUAAGAAGCUAACCAGUCACCAGAUGCUUAGCAGCACAGAAAUUCUCAAAUGGCUGCGGGAAAUUUUGAUCUGCAGGAAUAAAUUCCUUCUUAAAAAUAAGCAGUCAGAUAGGAGUUCCUGCCACUUCCUUUUCCUUUAUGGGGUAGCAUGUGACGUCUCUUCUGGUGGGGGUGCUAGUCAAAUCUCUCUAGACCAUGAAGAGUUAAUACGCACCUGUACUCCGGGAGCAUCCCUCAGGAAGGGGAAAGGAAACUCAUCCAUGGACAGUACAGUCGGAUGCAGCGGAACUCCAAUAUGCCGCCAAGCUCAGACUAAGCUAGAAGUUGCUCUCUACAUGUUCCUCUGGAGCCCCGACAUUGAGGCCGUCCUUGUCGCCAUGUCCUGUUUCCGCCACCUCUGUGAAGAAGCUGACAUUAGGUGUGGGGUAGAUGAAGUUUCCGUGCAUAAUUUCUUGCCAAACUACAAUACCUUCAUGGAGUUUGCCUCCGUCAGCAAUAUGAUGUCUACAGGAAGAGCGGCACUUCAAAAGAGGGUGAUGGCACUGUUGAGACGAAUUGAACAUCCAACUGCCGGCAACACUGAGGCAUGGGAAGACACUCAUACAAAAUGGGAACAAGCUACGAAGCUGAUCCUUAACUAUCCAAAAGCCAAAAUGGAAGAUGGCCAGGUAACCGAAAGUCUUCACAAGACCAUUGUAAAGCGGCGAAUGUCUCACGUGAGCGGGGGAGGAUCCAUCGAUUUGUCUGACACGGACUCCCUGCAGGAGUGGAUCAAUAUGACGGGCUUCCUUUGUGCUCUCGGUGGGGUGUGCCUGCAGCACCGUGGCAACGCGGGCUUGGCCACCUACAGCCCACCUAUGGGCCCAGUCAGUGAGCGAAAGGGUUCCAUGAUUUCUAUGGUAUCCACCGAAGGAAAUACCGAGACGCCCGUCAGCAAGUUCAUGGACCGGUUGCUCUCCCUGAUGGUGUGCAACCACGAGAAAGUGGGACUCCAAAUACGGACGAAUAUCAAGGACCUGGUGGGUCUCGAAUUAAGUCCUGCACUUUAUCCGAUGCUAUUCAACAAGUUGAAGAACACCAUCAGCAAAUUUUUUGACUCUCAAGGGCAGGUGUUGCUGAAUGAUACCAAUACCCAAUUUGUAGAGCAGACCAUAGCGAUAAUGAAGAACUUGCUGGAUAAUCACACCGAAGGCAGCUCGGAGCACCUGGGGCAAGCCAGCAUAGAAACAAUGAUGCUCAAUCUAGUCAGGUACGUUCGUGUGCUUGGGAAUUUGGUACACGCAAUUCAGAUUAAAACGAAACUGUGCCAGUUAGUUGAAGUAAUGAUGGAGAGGCGAGAUGAUCUUUCGUUUUGCCAAGAAAUGAAAUUUAGGAACAAGAUGGUGGAAUAUCUGACAGAUUGGGUCAUGGGGACAUCGAACCAAGCAACAGAUGAAGAUGUAAAGUGUUUAACAAGAGAUUUGGACCAGGCAAGCAUGGAAGCAGUUGUGUCUCUUCUUGCUGGACUCCCCCUGCAGCCGGAAGAAGGAGAUGGUGUGGAAUUGAUGGAAGCCAAGUCCCAGUUAUUUCUUAAGUAUUUCACUUUGUUUAUGAACCUUCUCAAUGACUGCAGUGAGGUUGAAGAUGAAAACGCCCAAGCGGGAGGCAGGAAACGUGGGAUGUCUCGAAGACUGGCUUCCCUGAGGCACUGUACCGUGCUUGCUAUGUCAAACUUACUCAACGCUAACGUGGACAGCGGCCUUAUGCAUUCCAUAGGUUUAGGUUAUCACAAAGAUCUCCAAACGAGAGCCACGUUCAUGGAAGUCCUCACGAAAAUUCUCCAGCAGGGCACCGAGUUUGACACGUUAGCGGAGACCGUAUUGGCCGAUCGAUUUGAGAGGCUGGUGGAAUUAGUCACGAUGAUGGGUGAUCAAGGAGAGCUUCCCAUAGCAAUGGCCCUGGCCAACGUGGUACCUUGUUCACAAUGGGAUGAGUUAGCUCGGGUUCUCGUCACUCUCUUUGAUUCACGCCACUUACUCUACCAGCUGCUUUGGAACAUGUUUUCUAAGGAAGUUGAGCUGGCAGAUUCCAUGCAGACUCUCUUCAGGGGGAACAGUCUGGCCAGUAAAAUAAUGACAUUCUGCUUUAAGGUUUACGGUGCUACAUAUCUGCAAAAGCUUUUGGAACCUUUACUGAGGACUGUCAUCACGUCGAUGGAAUGGCAGCACGUCAGCUUUGAGGUGGAUCCUACAAGGUUAGAGCCUACAGAGAGCCUUGAUGAUAACCAACGGAGUCUCUUACAAAUGACUGAAAAGUUCUUCCAUGCUAUCAUCAAUUCCUCCUCAGAGUUUCCCCCUCAGCUUCGCAGUGUGUGCCAUUGUUUGUACCAGGCAACUUGCCACUCUCUACUGAAUAAAGCUACAGUAAAAGAAAAAAAGGAAAACAAAAAAUCAGUGGUUAGCCAGCGUUUUCCUCAGAACAGUAUUGGUGCAGUAGGAAGUGCCAUGUUCCUCAGAUUCAUCAAUCCUGCCAUUGUCUCGCCGUAUGAGGCUGGGAUCUUAGAUAAAAAGCCUCCGCCUAGAAUUGAGAGGGGCUUGAAGUUAAUGUCAAAGAUACUUCAGAGUAUUGCCAAUCAUGUCCUGUUCACAAAAGAAGAGCAUAUGAGGCCUUUUAAUGACUUUGUGAAAAGCAACUUCGAUGCAGCCCGAAGGUUUUUCCUCGAUAUAGCGUCUGAUUGUCCUGCAAGCGAUUCAGUAAAUCACAGCCUCUCCUUCAUCAGUGAUGGCAAUGUACUUGCUUUACAUCGUUUGCUCUGGAACAACCAAGAAAAGAUCGGCCAAUAUCUUUCCAGCAACAGGGACCACAAGGCUGUUGGACGUCGACCCUUUGACAAGAUGGCUACACUCCUUGCGUAUCUGGGCCCUCCUGAGCACAAGCCCGUAGCAGAUACCCACUGGUCCAGCCUGAAUCUGACCAGUUCCAAAUUUGAGGAGUUCAUGACCAGACACCAGGUACAUGAAAAAGAGGAAUUUAAAGCAUUGAAAACAUUAAAUAUCUUCUAUCAAGCAGGGACUUCCAAGGCCGGGAAUCCAGUUUUUUAUUACAUUGCACGGAGGUUCAAGACCGGUCAGAUCAAUGGGGAUUUGCUGAUAUACCACGUCUUGCUGACUCUCAAGCCAUAUUAUGCCAAGCCAUAUGAGAUCGUCGUGGACCUUACCCACGCCGGCCCCAGCAAUCGCUUUAAAACAGACUUUCUCUCCAAGUGGUUUGUCGUUUUCCCUGGCUUUGCGUACGAAAAUGUGUCUGCUGUUUACAUCUACAACUGUAAUUCUUGGGUCAGGGAGUACACCAAAUACCACGAGAGACUGCUCACUGGCCUCAAAGGCAGCAAGAGACUUAUUUUCAUAGACUCGCCUGGAAAAUUGGCUGAGCACAUCGAGCACGACCAGCAGAAACUGCCGGCUGCCACUUUGGCUUUAGAAGAGGAUUUGAAGGUGUUCCACAAUGCUCUCAAACUGGCCCACAAAGACACCAAGGUUUCUAUUAAAGUUGGCUCGACUGCCGUUCAGGUCACAUCAGCCGAACGGACAAGGGUCUUGGGGCAGUCGGUUUUCCUGAACGACAUCUAUUACGCCUCAGAGAUCGAGGAGAUCUGCCUCGUUGACGAAAACCAGUUCACUUUAACCAUUGCUAACCAAGGCACUCCACUCACCUUCAUGCACCAAGAGUGCGAAGCCAUCGUUCAAUCCAUCAUCCACAUACGGACACGGUGGGAGCUGUCUCAACCCGACUCCAUCCCCCAGCACACGAAAAUCCGGCCGAAGGAUGUCCCCGGAACGCUCCUGAAUAUCGCGUUGCUUAAUCUGGGCAGCUCAGACCCUAGUUUACGGUCAGCUGCCUAUAAUCUUCUGUGUGCCUUAACCUGUACCUUUAAUUUAAAGAUUGAAGGCCAGUUGCUAGAGACUUCAGGUCUGUGUAUCCCUGCCAACAACACCCUUUUUAUUGUCUCUAUUAGUAAGACCUUGGCAGCUAAUGAGCCACACCUCACCCUGGAGUUUUUGGAAGAGUGUAUUUCUGGAUUUAGCAAAUCUAGUAAUGGGUCUUGCUCUUCUACCUCUUUCUCUUCAGAACACCUACACUUAAUUUUGGAAUAUCCACAUUUUAAUCAAGGUAUUGAGCUGAAGCACCUUUGCUUAGAAUAUAUGACUCCCUGGCUAUCAAAUCUAGUGCGUUUCUGUAAACACAAUGAUGAUGCCAAACGCCAGCGAGUCACUGCUAUUCUUGACAAGCUCAUAACAAUGACGAUUAAUGAGAAACAGAUGUAUCCAUCUAUCCAAGCCAAGAUCUGGGGAAGUCUUGGACAGAUUACAGAUCUGCUUGAUGUCGUGCUGGACAGUUUCAUCAAAACCAGUGCAACUGGUGGCUUGGGCUCUAUAAAGGCUGAGGUGAUGGCAGACACAGCUGUGGCUCUUGCUUCCGGAAAUGUGAAACUCGUUUCGAGUAAGGUCAUCGGGAGAAUGUGCAAAAUAAUCGACAAGACCUGCCUGUCUCCAACUCCCACCUUAGAACAACACCUCAUGUGGGACGAUAUUGCCAUCCUUGCCCGAUACAUGCUGAUGCUGUCCUUUAACAACUCUCUCGACGUGGCAGCCCACCUGCCCUAUCUCUUCCAUGUUGUUACUCUGUUGGUGGCCACUGGUCCUCUGUCCCUUAGAGCUUCCACUCACGGACUGGUCAUCAACAUCAUUCAUUCUCUGUGCACUUGUUCACAGCUUCAUUUCAGUGAGGAGACCAAGCAAGUUUUGAGGCUCAGCUUGACAGAGUUCUCAUUACCCAAGUUUUAUUUGCUGUUUGGCAUCAGCAAAGUCAAGUCGGCAGCUGUCAUAGCCUUCCGGUCCAGUUACCGGGACAGGUCUUUCUCACCUGGUUCCUACGAGAGGGAGACGUUUGCCUUGACAUCCCUGGAGACCGUGACAGAGGCUCUACUGGAGAUUAUGGAGGCUUGUAUGAGAGAUAUUCCAACGUGCAAGUGGCUGGACCAAUGGACAGAACUAGCACAAAAAUUUGCAUUCCAGUAUAAUCCAUCACUCCAGCCAAGAGCCCUCGUUGUCUUCGGUUGUAUCAGCAAAAGGGUAUCUCACGGGCAGAUAAAACAAAUUAUCCGUAUUCUUAGCAAGGGACUUGAGAGCUGUCUAAAGGGACCUGAUAAUUACAACAGUCAAGUUCUGAUAGAAGCCACAGUAAUAGCACUGACCAAAUUACAGCCACUUUUGAAUAAGGAUUCUCCUAUGCACAAAGCCCUCUUUUGGGUGGCUAUGGCUGUGUUGCAGCUGGAUGAAGUUAACUUGUAUUCAGCUGGGACAGCACUUCUUGAGCAGAACCUGCACACGUUAGAUAGUCUCCGGGUAUUCAAUGACAAGAGUCCAGAAGAAGUCUUCAUGGAAAUCCGAAAUCCGCUUGAAUGGCACUGCAAACAAAUGGAUCAUUUUGUUGGACUCAAUUUUAACUCUAAUUUUAAUUUUGCACUAGUAGGACACCUUUUAAAAGGAUACAGGCAUCCUUCUCCUAUCAUUGUUGCAAGAACAGUAAGGAUCUUACACACACUACUAGCUCUGGUUAACAAACAUAGGAACUGUGACAAAUUUGAGGUGAAUACCCAGAGUGUGGCUUACUUAGCAGCUUUGCUUACAGUGUCUGAGGAAGUGCGAAGUCGCUGUAGCCUAAAACAUAGGAAAUCACUGCUGCUGACAGAUGUCUCUAUGGAAAAUGUUCCUAUGGAUACAUAUCCCAUCCAUCACAACGAUCCCAGCUGUAGGACACUAAAGGAAAAUCAACCAUGGUCCUCCCCAAAGGGCUCCGAGAGACAUCUCGCCGCCAGCUACCCGACUGUUGGUCAGACCAGCCCCCGAACCCGGAAGUCCAUGAGUUUGGAUAUGGGACAGCCUUCCCAGGCCAACACUAAGAAGCUGCUUGGAACCAGGAAAAGCUUUGACCACUUGAUAUCAGACACAAAGGCUCCUAAAAGGCAAGAAAUGGAAUCUGGGAUCACCACCCCUCCCAAAAUGAGGAGAGUGGCCGAGAAUGACUAUGAAAUGGAAACCCAGAGAAUCUCCUCACCUCAACAGCACCCACACCUGCGCAAAGUUUCUGUGUCUGAAUCAAAUGUACUUCUUGAUGAAGAAGUUCUAACCGAUCCCAAAAUCCAAGCCCUGCUGCUUACUGUCCUGGCUACACUGGUAAAAUACACUACAGACGAGUUUGAUCAACGGAUCCUUUAUGAAUAUUUAGCCGAGGCCAGUGUUGUCUUCCCUAAAGUUUUUCCAGUUGUGCACAAUCUGUUGGACUCCAAGAUUAAUACCCUUCUGUCGCUAUGCCAAGAUCCAAAUCUACUGAAUCCAAUUCAUGGGAUCGUGCAGAGCGUGGUCUACCAUGAAGAGUCGCCACCACAGUACCAAACCUCUUAUCUACAAAGUUUUGGUUUUAAUGGCUUGUGGAGGUUUGCGGGACCAUUUUCUAAGCAAACCCAAAUUCCAGACUAUGCUGAGCUGAUUGUGAAAUUUCUCGAUGCCUUGAUUGACACGUAUUUGCCUGGAAUUGAUGAAGAAGCCAGUGAGGAGUCCUUACUGACCCCCACCUCUCCUUAUCCUCCAGCAGUGCAGAGCCAGCUGAGCAUUACUGCUAAUCUUAACCUUUCUAAUUCCAUGACCUCACUUGCAACUUCCCAGCAUUCCCCAGCUUCUCUGCCUUGCUCUAAAUCGGCAGUUUUCAUGCAGCCGCUUCCUCAUUCAGGCAUUGACAAGGAGAAUGUGGAGCUCUCUCCGACCACUGGCCACUCCAACAGUGGGAGGACACGCCACGGCUCCGCAAGCCAAGUGCAAAAGCAGCGAAGUGCCGGCAGUUUCAAACGUCACAGUAUCAAGAAGAUCGUGUGAAGCUUUUUUCCUCUUCUCUCCUUCCCCUCGCACCCCCCCCCACCUUUUUUUUUUCUUUCGGAAAACAGACUUAACCUAAUGUGGGCUUCUCACUAGUGACCACUCCCACCACCACCGCCAGUCGUGAUGCUGCACUUUUCCCAUUUCCAUUCAGUCAGCCAUGUUGCCAGACGAUCAACUCCUGAAAGCAUUGCCCAGAUUGAAUGUCCCCAUUUCUUCUUCGAUUCCACCGUCCUUCCCUCCCUCCACACAGCCGUUAGCGUCAGCCUGUUGGUUUAAGCCAGUGUUUCUGAACAACUCCAGUGAGCAGUUGGAAGACUAGGAAACUUGGAAAAGGAUCAUUUAAAUGAGGGGAGAGGCUAGGGUUUUUUGACCAGUUCUCUUGAGGUUUGAAAGCCAUUUGUCGUACAGUUCUACCUUGCUUCUGUCCUUUGCCUUGUCUUCUAAAGAAAAGUGAUAGUCUUAUUUGCACACUUUUCAAGUUAGUGGCUUUCUGGAAGAAAUGGCAUUGUGAUCCCACUUUACUUGGGUCUGAUUCUUAAUCAAGGACUUUUUUCCCACCAUCCAAAGGCGAAAAAACCCCAGGCAUUGUCCCUCGACGGCAUGUCACGCUGUAAGCCAAACCAGAAGAGGUACUUUGAAGAAGACUGUGCAUUUUGUUGUAUGUUCUUGAGAAAAUAUCUCUUGGGCUUUAGCAAUAAUUACAAGAGGGAGAAGUGUUCUCGCACAUAUCUUUCCAUUCCCCAACUCUAAACUCGACCUACCAGGACCGAAUAGAAGACUUAGUGGAAUGCACGCUGGGGUGGGCUGGUUCUGGUAUUUUUUUCCCCAGUUAUUCCUCUGUUAAACUCUGAAUUCGUGAACACAGUUAUGCUGUGAAUUCAGGCCAGUCAAAGCCGAGCAUGCCUACGUGUUUCUACCUAUCCCUUACUCUUCUCCUUCCUCCUGCUUAAUGCCCUGUCUCAAAUUCUCGUCUACAAGUAAUUCCAGGCAGGAUAGCCUGUGAAGUUGGAGGUGGAAAUCACCAAAAGGGAAUUCUCAUAUACGCUGGCAUUUAAUUAAGGAAAUUUCAAUCUUCCCUCCCAACGAGCAUUUGCUCUUGAGCGAAGUGAAAAUGGUACGAGAUUUAUUUUGGGGGGGGGGGGGUAGAUUAACUGACACUCCUGCUUUUCCUUUACUGAAAUGCAGUCUCAGACGAUGUAUGCAGUGCAAUUUAUGUAAGCGAUUUUCAUGGUAAGUUGUGCUGUGGAAUUGUAGUUCGAAUUCGGGGAAAAAACAAACAAAACCCAGCAGGGGGUGUGUGGAGUUGAUGCUAAAUCGAAACUGCGUCCAUUCACUGUGAAAGCCCGGUCAACCUGCAGUAGUGAAGUAGCAAGACGUGGCGAAGAGGUGCUGCUCUACCCAAGGAGUGGAAGGUGGCCGUGCCCCAGCCGUGCCCCAGCUCUGCCGGACGGUUAGCAAACUGCCCCGAGAGACUCGGCGUUGACUGGGGGUAAUUUGAAAUCCACGGACCUGACAGCUGAGGGUUCAACUUUAGGGCUACGGUUACGUUUGCUGCAAAAGGUAUCGUCAGCUUCCUAGCACCGGGUCCCUGUCGCAUGUACGGACUUUAAACACUUCAUGAAAGGCUCUGAAGGAAAGAAAUCUCGUUUAGCAGUUUAUUUUUCAUUUGGUUUUUUGGUUGGUUUUCUUCCUCUAGUGCUCUUUCAUUAGUGGCUUUUAGUGAAUCCAAUUCCACAGCUAAGUUAAUAGAGAAUGGUACAAGUAGGUGUUCAGAUUUUAAUAAUAUAGCACAUAAUCCACAUUUACUCACACAGUAACAGCGUAAUAAGUUGAUGUAAAUAAAAAAUUGCCUUUAUUGUAUUCUGAAAAUAACAAUUUUUUUUAUUUGUUUACAGUCCUGGAAAAACUAUGAACACAAACUUAAUAUGCAAAUAGUUUGCCAAAAUAAGAGAAGACGUAGUGUUAGUAGUUAUAUUGAAGUAGAUAGCGUGGGAAAAUAUUUGACGACUUGUGCAAUUUCACCAAACUUUUUAAAAUGGGAAAUCCUUGAUCCUAUAGAAGCUGCAGUAGAAAUGUAAUAAUUCAGAGGGCCUAACCCGAUGAAGGCGCUAGCUAGGAGCAUUUAGAACUGGAUUUUGGAAGAGACCAGUGACCCGUGGCCAGGUACUGAACUAUCGUGUGUGUGCUCUCUUGGUUCUCCCACCCAGCUGGUUAGGUGCUAGUCCAGAUCAAUCAGUGUAAGACUUUGAUGAUUUUCAUUCAGGCUCAUUUUAGGUAGUUUUUUCUAAGAGUUUGGUAUCUGAGGAUGAACAUUAGGAUGCUCUUUAAUUCUUCCUUCAAAAGAGAAUUUGAACAAUUUGUUAUGCUCAUUUAUGCUAGAGAGAUUGUUAGCUUUUUAAUCCAUUUGACUUGUGUCUCCCCCCCGGCCAUCCCAUGCCAAUUUUCUAAGGCACUGAUCCCCUGACUUUGAUUUAAGGAUUCAUUCCCCUCAGCGUUCUGUCAUGUCAUGUGAUAAAUGUGGCACAGAUCAGAAGCGAAGUGCACCAAAGUUUAGGUGAUUGACGAGUGUUUAUCUUAGGAAAUUGAAAACCGAUUUAGAUGCAGAAUGUCUCCAAUCGCAUAACCGUGCCGGACAACUGAGGAAAACUAAGAAUUUCCAGGUGACUAAAAUGAAUGCUGUGUAAGUUUGGCCACGAAAUGGAACUUUCUCACAAAUCUUCUUCCCUGAACAAAUUAAAGCAUUUUUUUCAGACCUGGUACUUGAAAUCUAUUGUUUGCCUAUUUGAAUCUUAGAGCAUGUUACUCGUUGUGCAUUACCCAAGUCAAGAUGUAUAAAAUCCCCCCAAAAAAUCAUUUAUAAUUUCCCUUGUUUUCCUUUUUGAGAGGGAAGGGAGGCUAACUCAGUUAUAUUGUAAUAGUGCAUAACCUAUUAAACCAAUGGCUCAACUCAUUUGCAUGCACUUAUUUUCAGUAAAAGAGAAAUAUUUUGUUAGGUUUUGGGAACUGAGCUUUUGGGAAAAGUUGCCAUUGCUCUACCCCUAACUGAUCGGUAGGUUCUUAGGGCUUUCCGUUCUAGAGUUUCAUUUUAUUUUUAAUUUUUUACUUUUCCAGAUGUAUUGAAGCAUGUCUUAUUAAAAAUAUUAUGCAACAGACUUACCACCGAAAGGUCACUCAGUGUCAGCCACAUGAUUUUUUUUUAAUGCAGUAUAUUCACCUGUAAAUAGUUUUUGUGUAAAAUUUGACAGAAAAGUAUAUUUACUACACUGUAAAUACAUGUGAUGAUAUAUUGUAUUAUUUUGCUUUUUUGUAAAGCAGUUAGUUGCUGUACAUGGAUAACAUACAAAUUUGAUUAUUCUCGUGUUAGUAUUGUUAACUUCUCUCUCCUUCCCGCCACCGCGUUGUCAUUUAAAGAAAUGCUGUGUACUAUAAACUUACAUGGUGUAUGAUAACUUCCUCUUCUUUCCAUCUCGGCCUAAACUUUGACAAUGUUUCCUUAUCUACAAUCCUGUUAAAACUGUAAGCGAACGUUACGCCAGCAGGAGAAAUACUGCCGAAAAAAGCCAGAAUUGGUCAUUGUAGGUAAGACUGUAGAAGUCACGGUCUCAAAUCAUUGUUGUUCUCCACCCCGUUACCUUCCUCAUGUAUGUACUUCCCCUUUUUUGGAAGUAAAUUGUAAAUUCAACUUAC